Molecule: messenger RNA, 885 nt
Organism: Phytophthora infestans T30-4
Lineage: Eukaryota; Oomycota; Peronosporomycetes; Peronosporales; Peronosporaceae
Exons: 3
Coding region: 1-885 (294 amino acids)
Source: RefSeq, a predicted model, not a curated record
AUGAGCUUGCACGACCGCCGAAUGGACAUCAACGCGCUCUGCAGCGCCGACGCCGAGAUCGAGAGUCGCGUCGUCGCUGCGGGUCCGUCCCUGCCGCCGCUUGCCCCCAAGCGCUCGCGUCGUCUAUCCAAUAGCGAGCGGGGCAAACUCUAUCGCUCACGCUGGAAGAAUUACGUGCAGACGCUGGAGGAGCAAGUGGAGGAGCUCAAGAAGGAGGUGGACCAACUUAGUCUUCACGGGCGCUCACUACAGCAACAAACUGCAACCAAAUGGCCUCUCACGCGACAGCCCAUUGGCGGGUCGUUCGCCACCGUUGUGAACGAGUACUUUUCACUCUUCAAAUACGGUGUACCAGUGGCCGAACAGGACUUGAUGAACGUGCCACAGGACCAAUUGGUGCUCUCGUCCCGACAGAUUGGUUUCCUGAACGGGCUCAUGCACCCGAAUGUUGUCUUUGGCAGCUCCUACGGGGUACGGGAGCUGCUGGAUCAGUGGCAAAAGUACUCGUUAUAUCAUGCGGGGCUCAAGUACGAAGUCAAGAACCUGCAAAUCAUGGCAGCAGAGCCGAACCCGGUGGUGCUCGCGCCCGCCACGCUUCACGUACGCUUUACGCGGCGCACUAUCGAGAAAAUCUUCCCCCACGUGCUUUGGAAUGAACCACUUGUCCAGCGCCUCAUUGGCAAGCAGCUCGAAUACCCAGUGGGGAACACGUUCUACUUUGGCGAUGACAACAAGAUCCAUCGGUACGACACGUACGUCGACUUUGUAGCUGCCUUCGUUAGCGUGUUGGGUAACGUCGAGGACACGAUGGCUAUGAUGGAGAGCGCGCUCAUCCGACAGGAUGUUGGCGCCCGCAUCGGGAUGUCACUGGAAGGGAUUCUCUAG